This is a messenger RNA of Eimeria acervulina, 5121 nucleotides long. RefSeq lists its product as hypothetical. The transcript has a single exon. NCBI's taxonomy places the organism in Eukaryota, Apicomplexa, Conoidasida, Eucoccidiorida, Eimeriidae. The record is from RefSeq and is a predicted model, not a curated record. Bases 1 to 5121 code for a protein of 1706 amino acids.
AUGGCGCUCUUUGCUGCUUUUGUUCGUUUGCCUCCCUUCCUCUUCCUCUUGCUGCUGUGGGGCCCCCUGUCUUCACUUUUGUUGCUGCCGAUUGCAUGCAGCAGCAGCACCACCAGCAGCGGCAGCAGCAGCACCAGCACCAGCACCAGCAGCAGCAGCAGCAGCAACAGCAGCAGCAGCAACAGCAGCAGCAACAGCAGCAGCAGCAACAGCAGCAGCAGCAGCAGCAGCAGCAACAGCAGCACGAGUCGACGUUUAGGUGCAUCUACACCUGGGCUGCGAUCGCAGCCGCUGAUUCAUUUCCCACUCUCCAGCGCCUCUACUUAUUUUGCAGAUAGGACCAAUGCAGCAGCAGCAGCAGCAGCAGCAAACUACCCUGCUGCUGUCUUCUUAAAUGAAGACCUGUCGCCCCUGGAGGCGUACACAGCGCUACCUGCUGCUGCCGCUGCUGCAGCAGCAACAACAGCAGCUACAGAAGCAGCACAAGCUGCAGCAACAGCAGCAGCAGAUGCAGCACAUGCUGCAACAAAUGCAGCAACGGGAGCUGCGGAGGCAGCAGCAGCAGCAGCGCAGCAGCUGCUGAGCUCAGCAGCAACACCAGCAGUAACACCCCUUCUAGCAGCAAAACCCGGUUCCUUGUCUUUGUCUCCUCAGCUGCAGCAGCAGCUGCUGCAGCGACUAAUCCCUCCUGCCCUACGACAGCAGCAGCCGGUUGCUGCUCAGCAUUCCAUUGGCGAAGUAGCAGCAGCAGCAGCUGCUGCUGCUGCUGCAGCAACUGAGGAAGCAGCACGGGGCCUUCUUCCAGGUGUACGUACACCCCAGGACCUGCUGCUGCAGCUGCAGCAACUGCUACGUGCAGCUUAUUAUACAUCUGAAGAAGCAAAUAAAAUAGCAGAAGAUUUUAUCUCCUACAGAUUAACACAUCCUCACGACUCCUGGGUAGAGGCCCUAGACUCCUUCGAGCGAGCAGCAAAAGAGCUGAGGCAGCAGCAGCAGCAGCAGCAGGGGGAGGGGGUGCAGCAGUCGCAGCAGAACCUGCAGCAGCUGCAACAACAACUACGGCAGCAGCUGCAGCAACAACAAAUAUACCAGCAGCUUCGCCAGCAGCAGCAAGAAGGACUGCAGCAAAAGCAGCGGCAGCAACCACAGCAACCACAGCAGCAGCAACACUACCAACUGCAGCAGCAGCAGCAGCAACAGCAGCAAGAUUCAACGCUGCAAGUGACGCAGCAACAACACCAGGAACUGUUGCAACUGCACCAUGAGCUGCAACAGCAGCAUCAGCAGCUCCUGCAGGCACAACUGCACCAACUGCUACAGCAGCAGCAGCAGCAGCAGCAGAAGCAGCAGCAGCAGCAGCAUUCGGGUAUUCUUAAUCAUACCACAACCGCUCGCGUACUGCAGCAGCAGGAGCAGCAAGACAAGCAGCAGAAUGCGCAGCAGCAGAAUGGGCUGCAGAAGCAGAAUGAGCAGCAGCAGCAGCAGCAGCAGCAGCAGCAAGAUAAGCAGCAGCAAAGCGAGCAGCAGCAGCAGCAGCAGCAAGUGGACGUGAAAGAGCAACAGCUAGGUGAAGAGGAGCAGCAGCAGCACGACAAAGGGCAGCAGCAAAAGCAGCAGCACGUACAGGGCGACGAGCAGCAGCAGCAGCAGCAGCAACAACAAAAACAACAGCAGCAGCAACAGAAACAGCAGCAGCAGAAGGAAGCGACUCUGCCUGUUCCCCCCCGCCGUCUGGGUGCACUGGCUGCGUUUGGCGGUGCUCUCCUGCGGCGCCUCAGCAGCAGCAGCAGCAGCAGCAGCAGCAGCAACAGCAGCAGCAGCAGGGCACUACGACGGGAGCGAGCGCGUAUACGUGGUGUCGUAAUGAGUGAAGCAGAAGGAGGGUUUGGAGUGUUGGGUAGUGGGGUGCGAGAAGUGAAAGGCGGGGCUUCUGCUGCUGCUGCUGCUGCUUCGCUGCUGCAGCCUCGCAGGGAUGAGCUGCAGCAGCUACUCUCUCGCAUUGUUGCUGCCCCCUCAUGCAUUCUGGACAAUGUUCGUAUAGCAGGUCUCCCUGCAGAAGUAGAUAAAAGAAGCAGCCUUAGUUCUUGUCAAGCUUCAUGCCGAGCUGCUCAGCUGCUUGCAGCAGCAGCAGCAGCAGCAGCAGCAGCAGCAGAUCCCCAAAGUAUGCAAAGUAUGCGUGUUAUUCCUCAGCCCUGCCACUUCAUAUCUUUUAGUUUGUAUAAUAAUCUCUGCUAUAAAUACAGCACAUUAAGCAGCACUCAAUCUGCUUCAGGCUUCAUAUCUACUUCAGCUAACUGCCCUAUUCCUGCUGCUGCUGCUGCUGCAGCUGCUGCUGCUGUGCCUACCGCGGGGGGAGAUGAUGCUGCAGCACAAGCAGCAGAAGAAACAAAUCCAGCAGCGUUUGCUGCUAGUACUCAGCAGCAGCUGCAGCAAGAUCCGCUGCUUGAAGGCAAUGCUCAUGAAGUAGUUAACGACAUCUUAAGCUUUUUCUUUCCUCCUGCUGCAGCAGCAGAGACUCAGCUGCUGCUCCUUGAAGCAGCAAAUACGCCCCCACUUGACACAGAUCCAGCAGCAGCUGCUGCAGCAACAGCAGCAACAGCAACAGCAGCAGAAAGCGCAGCAGCAGCUACCAGUCCAUCCUUCUUUGAUCAGUGGGGGGCCCCUGCAGCAAAGCAGCAGCAGGAGCAACCGCAACAGCAGCAGAUGCAGCUGCAACAGGCGCAGCAGCAGCUGCUGCUGCAGCAGCUGCUGCAACAGCAGCAAGCAUUGGAUUCUGCUGCUCUCCCUGCUGCAGCCGGUUCCCCUCCUCUACAGGCGAACGCAGCAGCAGCAGCAGCAACAGCAGCAGCAGCAGCAGCAGGUGAGCAGCAGAUGCAUGCCCUACCCUUUGAUGGCAGCCUAAGGCCUUCAUUUCCCCGGGUGUCGCUGCAGCAGCAACAGCAUUUUGCUGCUGCAAGCUCAGCUGUCUCCUCACCUGAUGCUGCGUUUCUUCCUUUCAGAGGCCCCAUAGGAGACAGCAGCAGCCCUGCUGCUGCUACUGCUGUAGCUGCUGCUGCUGCUGCUGCUGCUGCUGCUGAACGCGGAGCAGAAGGGAGAAAGGAGACAAACAGACGCAGAGAACGAUCACCUUCUGCUGCAGAAGCAGCAGCAGCAGCAGCAGCUGCUGCUGCUGCUGCAGCAACAGCAUCAGCAACAAGAGCAGCACCCGCAGCAGCAACACGAGCAGCAGCAGCGGCAACUCCAGCAGUAGAAGGGUUAGGUGAAAAUGUAAUUGAGGGACAGGAAGACCCCCAGACAUAUGCGCAGCAGCAGCAGCAGCAGCAGCAGCAACAUGAAGGUGAAGCUGACAGGGGCAACUACCAGCAUGCGAGUGAUAAUGAACAGCUCUUGCUGCAGCAGCAACAAGAGCUGCAGCAGCAGCAAGACCUCCGGCAGCAACAAGAGCUGCAGCAGCAGCAAGAGCUGCGGCAGCAACAAGAGCUGCAGCAGCAGCAAGAGCUGCGGCAGCAACAAGAGCUGCAGCAGCAACAAAUCCAGCAGCAGCAACAACAAGAUCUGCAGCAGCAACAAGAGCUGCUGCAGCAGCAACUCCAGCAGCAGCAACAAGAGCUGCUGCAGCAGCAACUUCAGCAACAGCAACAAGAGCUGCAGCAGCAACAACUCCAGAAGCAACAACAAGAGCUGCAGCAGCAGCUGGAGGUGCAGCAGCAACAAGAGCUGCAGCAGCAACUAGAGCUGCAGCAGCAACUGAAGCUCCAACAGCAACAGCAACAGGAGCAGCAGGAGAAGCAGCAACAAGAGCUGCUGCAGCAAGAGCUCCGGAAGCAGCAUGUGCAGAAGGUAUUGCAGCUGCUUGCUGAGCAGCCUUUGCAGGCAGAGCAGCAACUGCAGCAGGAGCAGCAGCAGCAGCAGCCUGUUGGGUCGCAGCUGCAGCACAUAAACCAGCUGUACACUCAGCCGCAGCUGCAGCAGCAGGAAGACCAGUAUUCGCUGCAGCAGAGCCUCCCGCAACAGCAGCAGCAGCAGCAACAGCAACAGCAACAGCAACAGCAGCAGCAGCAGACGGAGCAGCAGAAAUAUCUGCAGCAGCAAUACGAAAAGCAGUACCAAUACGAGCAGCAGCAGCAGCAGCAACAGCAGCAGCAGCAGCAACAGCAGCAGCAGCAGUUGCUUCCUGUCUCUGUUUCUCCUCCAAGAGAUUGGGUUGAGGCAGGGCCUGGAGAGGGCUCAGCCCUAAACCCCUCUGCAGCUGCAGCAGCAGCAGCAGCAGCAGCAAGAUACGGCAGCAACAGCAGCAGCAGCACACUGCAGUACCCUAUAUACAACGAGCAGCGGCAACAGCAGCUGCAACAGACGCAGCAGCAGCAGCUAGAGCAGCAGCAACUGCAGCAGCAGCAGGAUGAAGAGUACUUAAAACAGCAGCUGCAGCAGCUUCAACUGGUGCAGCAGCAGCAGCAACUGAGUCAUCCCGGUUUCUCUCAGCAGCCGCAGCAGCAGCAACAGCAACAGGUGCAGUCGUACCCCUACUCGCAGCUGCAGCAGCAACAGGCUCUGCAGAUGCUACAGCAGCAGCUGCAGCAGGAGCAGCUGCUGCUGCAGACAGACCCGUCGCUGCUAGCUGAAACCCCUGCUUCAGACGCGCAACUGCAGCAGCAGUUUCAGCAGCAGCUGCAGGAUCAGCUUCAGCAGCAGCUUCGGCAGCAGCUACAGGAACUGCAGCAGCAGCGGCAGCAGCCACAGGGUAAUCCAUCAUCUCCUUCAUCUUCUCAGCAGCAGCAGCAGCCGCAGCAGCAGACUCAGGUAGAGCCGAUAGUAGGUGCAAUUGAAGCAGCAGCAAUUGCACUUCUCGCAGCAAAUUCAAUAUUAAAGACAGGCGACAAAGUAAUGAGUGCGCUUCCAGUAGAAGAAGUGCUGCAGCUGUCGCAGCAGCUGCAGCAAUCGGGUUUCUUGCGCAGCAGAGGUGUGCAGGUCUUGGGCCUAAGGGCGCCGCUCUUCACAAAUAAUAAACGUGAGCUCUUACCUCCUCCUGGCGUCGGCAAACCCUUCGUUAUUUGCGCGAGAAAAGGGAUGACUUGCUGCGUCCCUGAAACCGCAGUGCUCAACUGGAGAGAACAACUGUAA